GAAACGCGCAAACCUCAGGGCAGCAAAUGCUUCUCGUCAGUGCGCUUCCAAAGCGGUCAUGGCGGCAAUCCGCCCAUAAAUCUUUUCGACAAGCGAUCUAUCUUGAGAGUUAUCUUGUUCACUUCGUCUCAACUCAAGCGGUUGAACGAAGCAACACGGCAACACAGAACUGCUUGCCAAAGGUCCAGCGACAGAGGUCUUGUCAAGAACCCUUGGCAAUGUCUUGACUCGACUCUCUCGUAGAAUCACCUUUCAGGUCUACAAGGUACCGUACAAGCUGAACAACGAUCGACGCUAAGCUUCUAGCUAGCUGGUAACUUGCAUAAACAUGGCGACGCCAUCUCCGAGGGCAGCAAGAAAGACGAGGAAUCUCUCCAGCAAGAGCAGCCUUGCUCCAGCCAGAGUAGAUCGACCUCGAUUGCAACGAAGUCAUACCGCAGAUUCCGCUGGAGGAGGCCCCACCCCACCAGCACGUUCGGCUUCCAUGGGCCGUAGCCGUCCGAUGACAGCAGAAGAAGAGUCUGAAUUGUUAGGAACCAGCCUCAAUUUGGGCGACGCAAUCAGUGGUGGAUCUAGUAGCCAGAAACGCGAAGACCUCAUGGGAGGAAGCGAAAUCAUUUCGACGAGUGCCAGACGAUGGGAGACAGCGUCUGCCAUGGCCAGUGGUAGCGCGAUAGCUCCCGGUAGUAGUAGCCGUCGACGUGCCAGUGCCGUGGACCCAGAGACUGUGAGACGACAUGCCAAGUCUCUACUCGAAACCAAUUGGAAACGCACAAAAUCAACUGAUCCUCCCCGAAGUGGAAGUGCCCACAAGAAGGCUAUUACUACUAUGGAAAAUGCUGCGGAUAGUAGCAGCCAUGACAACACAGAACCCAUUGCAGAAGAUUCAUUUAGUAGUCUACCCGGUCUCACCGACUUGAAAACUGUCCCAAAGGCACUCCCCAUGGGAGCUUCGUUGCGAAGCAGUGUAGCACAGCGGUUCCUCGACUUGGAUGAUUCCGACAGCGACAAUGGCGGUGGAGCCUUUGAUUUGGGAGCUUCCAUGGGUCUGGCCAAGUACACCGACAAACUUGCGCCUCUACCCAGCAAUGAUGCGGCCAGGCUCAGCCAGUCGUCGCAACGAACAUCGGGUGGUGGGUUGCUGGAAACCAUUAGCAAUUCGCUGCAUUCGCUCCAAAAUCUUCACAUGUCCCAAAUGACGCUCACAAACAAAGGAACGGAGGACGUUACCAGUGAUUCGGAGGAUGAUCUUGUCGAUUUUGAAGGAGAAGAACCCGAUAUUGAUGAAGUCUUUGAGAAUCCAUUUGCCAAGCGUCAUAAUCUGCGUGCGGUCGAUCAAUCCGUCAACCUCAUGAAUGCCGAGGCGGGACAAUACGAUUGGUCCAGUCGAGGUUCCAGAGGCGGCAAAGACCAGCAAAAGCGAAACAAGACCAUGGCCGAGUUGUUCCUGGGAGAAGCUGCUAGUUCGACGAGCAGGAAUACCGAAAAAGUUGGAAAUCUUCCCAAGAAGAAGAAGAAACCCAAACACAAGCGAAAGAAGAAACGUUCAAAGUUCUCUCUCAUGUGCCAUAUGAUUUGCAGCAAGACCGUCUUGAUUGUGGUGGGCAUUGCUGUGGCUAUUUUCUUGCUCGUGUCGCCUGUCGUCUGGAACAAGGUCGCGCAAGAAUCGACCAGCAACGAUACUUCUACAUCAGUUGCUGUUGCUGAGGUACCAGAAGCCAAAGAAGAACCAUCGUCGUUAGACAAAACCGACAGUCCCUUCUAUUCAGCGGACAUUAUCCAAGAACGAAGGCAAGCACUCGAGGAUCUCCUCUCGUCUACCAAUAACGUCGACGCAGUGACCGACAGCGCGGCAGCUCAGGAAGCAAUGUUGUGGAUUACGACCUAUGAUCCCGCGCAAAUGGACAUCCCCAAAGAAACCAGUGACGACGCACAACUGCUGUUGCAGCGCUAUGCAAUGGCCGUCUUCUUCUUUGACAUGCAUCCGAAAGUCCCGGCCAGCACGGCUCCUCACGUUAUCAUUACAAGCCGAACUGCUAUCAAGCAAAAAGACAAAGACGAUACUCGGCGACACCUCGCUCGACUCGCCUUUCUUGACUGGAUGACGGCCUCCCAUGUCUGUGUUUGGGAAGGUUUGACAUGUGAUGCUCAAGAUUCCAUUGUGAGUGUUAACUUGUCCAAGUCCAGAAUGCGGGGAACCUUGCCACCGGAACUGGGUCUCCUUGGAAAGUCGCUUGUGAACCUAGAUUUGAGUGACAACCACCUAAGUGGUCCCGUUCCAGACAAGGCGUGGAGCAAUCUCAAAGCAUUGGAUUCUCUGAAACUGCACAAGAAUGAACUCACAGGGACAAUCGGCAGCGACUUUUGCGUGUUGCCAUCCCUGAACACGUUCACGUCGGAUUGCCUACUAGACGAGCUCGAAUGCGAUUGCUGUUCAACGUGCUACUAACUAGCCCGACGGGUCACCGAGUGACUGACCGUAGACUUUCAAACCCUUACAUAAAUGCAUUCUACAUGGGGAAAGAGGUACCGAGGAGAGAUCCUAGGUCGUGGAGGCUUCGACGUCCAUUCUAUUACGGUGCUGUACCGGUAGAAUGUAGUACCCAGCUACAUCAUCGAGAGGCAACCUGUUCCACCCACGCUGUCGAUGCAGAGCAAGCGCCAGUUUCCUCUCGCAUCCGUUUCAUCCCGUUCACUGCGUCAGGCUCUGUUUGGCGCCCUAUCCUAUCCCUUACGGAUUGUCUCUCGACCCUGCUAGUGCAUGUUGAGGAUAUAUUAUCAUCGCCUCGAGGAAAGGUGCUCGGCCUUCAGUUAGUCAGAUACCGAUUCCUCUCUUAUCUGGGGUAGCUGAGCCUUGGCAUACGCCAUAGUACCGGUAUCGUACCAGUAUCUGAUAGCUUGGCCAUAAUACGAGUACAUGUACCACGGAAGAUCCACCACCAGCCAUGCAGCGACUCUUUUACGGGUUGAAGGCCAACCCUAAUCACUCAAGUGGUACCGUUAUCAAUAGCAAGCAAUCGACGUCGUGGCAGAUGGCAGAUCAGAUCCAGUAGUCUUCGGUACACGUACAGGGCUGUACCGGUAUAUGCAAACCCUGCCACCAAAUCAUGUACCAUCUCGGGCAUCGUGCAAGCAAAGCUGGUUAGCUCGUCGGAGUAGCCGCCCCACUCAUCCUUAAGAUAAGGGGUAGAAGAUAGAGAGUGCAGAAAUGGUUUUAAAGGUAACGUUGAAAUACUUCGACUUUCUCCAGAAUCACCAGAAACAAUGAUAAACACACCCAACGAAAUCUGCGGCGCCUGCUGACACAAACCAAAGUUUCACAAAUACAAAUACAUAUAUCCUAUCCCCGACGGAUUGUCUCUCAACCCUUCUAUUGGAGUGCAUGACAUGUUGAUCGAUCACCGUCUCGAGGAAAGCUGCUUGGCCUUCUGUUAGAAACCUCUCUCAUCUCGGGUAGCUGAGCCUCAACUUACAAACCAAUGGUAGCAAGCAAUGUUGCUGUGAAGCUUUCCAUUAGUCAGGUGUCUGAAAUCUUGGCCAUUACGAGUACACGGAAGAUCCACCACCAGCCAUGCAG
Seminavis robusta is the source of this 3577-nucleotide messenger RNA. The record is from the annotation of a GenBank genome assembly. NCBI's taxonomy places the organism in Eukaryota, Bacillariophyta, Bacillariophyceae, Naviculales, Naviculaceae.